Messenger RNA from Fragaria vesca subsp. vesca, 1233 nucleotides. RefSeq names its product F-box protein CPR30-like. The transcript has a single exon. Bases 1 to 1233 code for a protein of 410 amino acids. Lineage: Eukaryota; Viridiplantae; Streptophyta; Magnoliopsida; Rosales; Rosaceae. The record is from RefSeq and is a predicted model, not a curated record.
AUGACGACUAAGGAGGCGGAAGUGGUGGUUUUCGAUCUCCCUGAAGAUAUUGCAGUCAACAUUCUGCGCCGGUUGCCGGUCAAAUCUUUGAUCAGGUUCACUUGCGUCUCGAAACGGUGGCGUUCUAUUAUCCUCUCCGACUCUCAGUUGGCCAGUAUUAGUUCCACUUUUCACCUUACAUCUCAUCAGACCAGAACCCUCCGUCGUCAACGACUCCUCCUCUGCAGUGUUGGAGAUAAUAAUCGUCCCUCUAGAUUUCAUUGUCUAGGAAACUUGCGCGCGCCUCGUUUCGGAGGGAACUCAUUGCUCCAAAGCCUCACCCUCCCGCCGGAGGUCGAAACCGCAAGGGUAAUGCUAGCCUCUUAUAAUGGUUUGGUGGUUUUAGGUGAACGAUCACAUGGAUUCUUCAUUAACUUGUCGAUGUGGAACCCAUCAACUGGAUUCUUCCGCAAGAUUCCUAGUCCAGUGUUUUCGAUGAGAGAGGGAAGAAAAAACAGUAGCUCUGUGGCUUGUGGUUUUGGUCAUGUUAUGGCCACUGAUGAGUACAAACUUGUUUUCUUUGAACCGUUGGAUCUUGCAGUGCACAUAUUUUCAACCAGGGAUAGCUCAUGGAAAGUUAUCGGAGCUCCUGACUCGUCGUUCCCUGGAUAUGGCAUGUCUAUAUUUACUCCUCGUUCAUCAUUCCCGGAAUAUAAUGGCGUGCCUCUUUUAGUUUCGAAUGGAGCAUGUCAUUGGGUCAGGAAUUGGGUUCCGGAACCAGCUAUCUAUGCUUUUGAUUUGGCAGAGGAGGAGUUCCGCAAAUUGCCAUUGCCUCUUGCUUUGAUGCCAGAAUUACCAAAUGGCUUAUAUGCGAGACAGAUAUAUACUCAGGUUCUCAGAGAAGGAUGCCUUUGUGUAUGGACUUGGAACUGUUAUGGAUAUGCUGAAUUCUGGGAGAUGAAAGAGUAUGGGGUCCCUGAAUCUUGGGUUAAACUGUUUCAUUUCAGUGUGUUCGAUUUACCAGAUAUUUUUGUCUCAACAAUUGGUUGGACUCCUGUUCUGGUCACAGAAGGCGGUACAGUUGUGUUCGACCUCUAUGGCAAGAAGUUCUAUGGCGACAGAGAGUUGGUGAGAGUUAAAUGUCAUAGAGAAGAAAAGCCUGUCUGUAGCGGCCGGUGUAAGAUUGAGGGUGUAAUAGAGGGUUUGGCUGAAUAUGCUGUGAUGGUAUAUGAUGAAACUCUACUUUCUGUAUAA